GUAAACAAAUCGUUUGACGUUUGCCCACUAGAAUUUUUAAUAAGAGUGCAUAAAAGACAAAUUAUGUUGAACGAAUUGAUAUCCUGGGUUUUGAACACAUAUCUUGGAAAAUAUUUGGAAAAUUUCAAUCCACAGCAAUUGUCUGUGGCGCUUCUUUCAGGCGAAGUCGAAUUAGAAAAUGUUCCAAUUCGAAAAGAUGCACUGCGCUCAUUCGGUAUACCCGUGCAGGCACACUCAGGCAAUAUUGGCAAGAUAAAAUUGCAGAUACCCGUUCGUCAAUUCCGGACAGCGCCGUGGUGUAUAAUUAUUGAACGCGUUUAUGGUGUGUUCGGUCCAAAAGACCUCGACGACUGGGACGAUGAAAAGGAGAAAUUGUCCGAAUACGAAUAUAAAGUUGCUGACCUUGAUGCCAAAGAAGCAAAAUGGCGCGUGGAGAAUGGCUAUCAAAUUGACAGCUAUUAUUCAAAUUCCUAUACAAGUUGGCUGAACUAUGGCACCACUUUGGCCACGAAAAUUUUAGAGAAUCUUGAAUUGAAGAUAAACGAUGUUCAUAUACGCUAUGAGGAUGCGCUAAAUGUGAAAGGCGUACAAAUUGCAGCCGGCAUAAAGAUCAGCUCGCUCACACUUCAAAGCUGUGACGCCAACUGGCAACCGCGUUCAAGCGCUGCCAGCGAUCAAAAUGUUUCGUAUAAAUUGAUUGAAUUGAAUAAUCUAUCCUUGUAUUGGGAUCAUAUGGCGGAGGAAAAUAAGUGCUCAAAAUUGCUAUCGAAAGAUUUAUUGGAACGCAUGAAUCAGCUGUGCGAUGUAAGUAAGCAUCAUUAUCUUUUGCAUCCGAUAAGUGCACGUGCACAUUUCAAGCGAGAGUGUUGCAAGCAAGCUAUACGCUCCAAAACCAAGCCCCGUUUGAAUUGCGAAUUUCAAGUAGAAGAAGUAAAAGUGGCUGUUAGUGAUCUUCAAUACAAACAAAUUGUGGAUUGCGUUUAUGGGUUGCGUCAAAUUAAUCAUACUCGUACAUACAGACUAAUGCGCCCGUCUUGCACAGUCUUCGAGAAUGCUGCUCUCUGGUGGAAAUACGCUGCCAAAUGUCACGGUUUUGUGCAUCAAAAUAAUGAAAGUAAAUGGGAGAAAUUGAGGGAAAAUCUACGAUAUGUACGAAUUUAUAAACGGCUAUUAAUUAAUCCAAACGAAAAUAUUACUGCAGAGGAAACAGACUUCAAGGCGCAUAUGGAGAAAACGAGAGAGCUACACGAAUUACAUACCCUUCGUAAUGUUUGCCGAACCAAUGUUUUUACAACGGAAGUAAAUUUAAAAGCGAACUCGAUAAAUCAUGGUAAGGGUAUGUUAUUCCACUGGUUUCCCAAUUGGUGGGGUUGGUAUGGCAAUUCAGAUGCCAGUGUUGUGCCACCGCAAGAUGAAGCGUAUAAAAAUAUCGAAAACGACAUACUUAACGCAUUAGAAGAUACAAUGGAGAAUGAUCCCUUCUCGAAGAGAGAUGCGAUUUUCGGAUAUUUUAGCUUUAUAUUGGUUGAUGGCCAAUUAGUAGUUAGCACAGAAGAUCCCAUUACUGGACAAACAGCAGUCAGUUUUGAAAUGGACUUUCAAAACCUCAUAUCUUUCAUUGAAAUGAAGCCUAAAUUCAGCUCCUACAUAAUGGGUAUAUCAUUGGGUUCGGUUUGCCUUAAAGAUAAACUGACUAAAAACACAGAGUUUCCGUUUUUGAUUAAACCACAAUUUGAUGAGCUGCCCACUAAGCCAACACCACCCAGUACGGGGUACCAACUUGUUGAUUUCAAACGAUUAUUUGCAAAGGAAGAACAGGUAGAUUCUGCACCAGAGCCUUGGUUUCAAUUGCGCUAUGAAAAAGGGCCACCAGAUAUACAGUCGGACAUGCGGUUGGUGAUCAAAUCGCGUAGUUUGGACAUCGUGUACAAUAAGAACGCAUUCGAUUGUUUGAAGUCAUUUUUUGUGAAGCCGGUGAACGAUGUAUAUUUGAAGUAUAAGUUGGCUAAGGGGCAUCGUUCUAGACUGAAGUUCCUGCAAAAUUGGCAGCAGUAUUUAGUGGGAAAUGAGGAUUUCCGCACGACGUGGUCUCUAGAAAUCGACAUAUCUGCCCCGCGUAUUAUUUUUGCUCAUAACCAUUUGGAAAAAAACACUGGAGUGGUAUUAGUCGAUUUUGGGCGAUUUGAAAUGCUCAAAAAUGAAUUCCGUAAAAAAGAAUCGACCGUUGGGCAUGAAAGCGCAGCUGCAAGUGAAGUUAUCUCAAAGUUGGGAAAAGAUAGUGAGGAUGAAGACUUCAUGACGCCUUGUUCGACACCGCCAGGCUCGGAAAUCAGUUUGAUCGAAUCUCCCACACUUCGACAAAGCUCUGCUUCAAUUGUUAAUACCGAUACCGGUCUAGAAAGUGCCUUUCAUAGGAAGAUCUACGAUAAAUACUCUAUAAAUCUAACAGAUAUGCAAGUGAUUGUCUGUAAAAAUCGUGAACGGAAUCACGCCUGCUCGAAACAUUCGUCAACUUAUCAUUUACUUGAGAAGUUUAGCAUCUGCUUGGAGUUGGAGCGCCGCGUAAUUUAUACCAUCGAUCCUGAUUAUCCAUCACUGACUUUAUAUGGCACUCUACCCAAGAUCGUAGCACAUAUUAAUGAGCAAAAGCUGAAUGAAUUCUUUAAAAUUCUAUAUCCUAUAAUAUCUGACAAUUUUGUGGCGAGUGAAAAUAUGAAAAAUUACAACGGAAACACAUACGCCGAAAAAGCCAGUAUAGACUCAGUGGGGGAUGUAAGUGGAAAUGAAGAAAGCAGGCAUGAUUCAGAAAUGCCGAAUAAAUUUCUAAAUACCAAUCUAAUGGUAAUACAAUUUGUUAUUGGGCAAAUGACAUUGGAAGUUCAAUCAUUGGAGCGGAGCAUUGCUGAGCUGCAAGUAGUGGGUGCGCGUGCAGGCAUUACGAAGCGUUCAGAAGAUACACACAUUAGCAUGUCAGUGCAUGGUUUGCUAUUGGUCGAUGCUAUACAGAGUUUUGGGCCCGAUUUCGAGCUACUGGUGGCAAGUCAUCGCCAUGUAGGUAUGGACAGCAUUUCGGGCAGUUUAAAACAAAGUAAACCAUGCUCACCCACAUCACCAGCUUCUCCUGAUCCGACGUGGGACCCAGAACGUUGCACCAGUCCACAUACCAUAAACCGAGCAAUCAGUGCACUAGAGAGUGGGCGAAAAUAUUUCGAUAUGGAUUAUGACGAAGCACAAGCACUUAUAAAUAUAGACCUAAAUUUAAUUGACUCAACUGAUCAAAGUGAUUCACUACAAAUUGCGAAUAUUGCUUUCAACAAUUUAGAUAUUAUUGCUAAUCAAGAAACUAUUGUUGAAUUGUUGGGUUUCGCAAAGCGUUUGCACAAUGCACACGAAGUUAUAUUCCGCCGCAACCACGGUCUUGCCUCAGAAUCGAAUGCGCACAACAAUUACAAAAGACAUGCCAAUGCCUCAACGAUUCUACGCACAGAAAUAUGUUUUGAUUUUCAUCGUUUAAAUAUUUUAGUAUUACGUAGCAUAAAUAAAGGCGACUUCUCUGUUGGGCGCAAAGUUGGCACGCUAACUAUGAGCGAAGCUAAAAUACAUGCCACUUUCGGUGAAGAUUUUAGCCUGAUGGGCUCGUUGGGUGGCGUACAAAUCAUCGACAUCACGCCGGAAGGCAUCAAUCAUCAACGCAUUUUCUCCGUUGGUAAGGAUCCACUCACCAAUGAUACGCCAGAGUUCUACAAACACGACUUGCUGAACACGCUCACCAAUGAGUUGUACAAUGAUAGCUGUGUCGAUACGCAAUUAAAUGCAUUGUCCUUUCAAAUUUAUUGCCAAAAAGACUCAACACCGAAUUUGAAAAUACGAAUGGCAUCCGUAUGGUAUGUGCACUGUCCACGUUUUAUUCAGGAGAUUAAUAUGUGUAUAUCGCAAUUUAAGCACUAUCUAAAAAAUUUCGCUACAUCCAUUCGCAAUAAAGCCAGCGAUAUGGCGAAGGGGCUUGUGCAUCACAUACAGAAAACUAGCGAAACUGAGACUGAUGAGUUGCAAACAGCUGGUCAAAUAUCCAUCGAUAUAGUGUUGAAUACGCCUGUGUUGGUUUUGCCACGGUCUGGCGAUAGCUUAGAUGUGCUUGUUGCUAACCUAGGCAAGAUCACCGCUUACAAUACUCAUGAGGCGAAUGAGCUAUCCAUUUCGAAAUCGACGGAGAACUUGAAUAUGUGGGCCAAAGAUAACUACUUUAUUGACAUACGUAAUAUCAAUUUGUUUUCAUUGAAUACAUCGAAGCGCAAGGAGUUGGGUUUUUCGGCAUUGCCGAAGGUGAAUGAACUGUAUGCGUGUAACACAGACGCUGUACCAAUACUGCACGAUACUGCAAUGCUAUUCAAGCUAACUAAAUGCAUCACAAAAACCAGAAAAGAAAAUCAGUGGACUUUGCGAAAUAAGUUAAAUGUUGAAGGCAGCAUCACUCAGUGCCUGCAAGUUUCAUUGUCACGUGGUCAAUACGAACAAGUGCUCGACACAUUAAACUCUUACUCUAAGUGGAAAGGCAAUGGUAAUCCUGAUUCAAACACUAUAAUAUCCGUCGACCAACCAGACAGUGCACCGAAAGGCAAAAUCAACGAAUCCUAUGAUUUUGAGGAAACUUUUGAAACAAAUUUAACUUUCUCCGUACCAAUAUUCCAAAUACACUUAAAAAAUAAGCUCAAUAACGCAUUGAUCGAUGUUACAUUUCGAGAAUUUAAUUUUCAGUACAAUCAGCUAAAUGACAUUACUAAUUUAGAGGUGUUGUUACGCUCGAUUGUCAUGGAGGAUCUCAAAUGUACAAUGGAUUCUCGAUUUCGGAAUAUGGUUGAUUCAACGUCCACUGAAAAGGAGAUCAUUUACAAGACUGAAAAAUGCUUCUCAUGUCCAAAUCUUGCGAACAUACGUUUACAACAAAAUGAAUUAUCCCGAUCGAUGCCGUGUAAACUAAACUUCUCACCAGUCUUGGCUACAACGCAGACACCUGUGAAAAAAGCUUUAAGCUGUGGUAACACAACGAAAUCCGCCGAGGAUAAGUUAGUAACUUACAAGUCACAGACUCAAGUAAUAAUGGACACGAAUGGCAGACCAGUUAGGGAAACCCAAAGCUCGAUCGAUUUCAAUUGUCUUAAUUUAACGGUAUCGGUGUGCAGAUGGUUUACGAUUUUCGAUUUCUUUGGUAUGGUGUCCUCAUACGAAGUGAAGAGUACGGUGCCCACGAAAAGUGAACAUAACGAUGACGAACCAAUUUCUUUGGGCGAAUUGAAGGUGUCUGUGCGUUCGUUGAAUCUGAUAUUGGUUCGCAAUGAAGUGGAGCUCUCAAAGGCUAAUAUAUCACAUGCACAUUUCAAAAUUACGAGUAAUAAAGACAUUAUAUCGGUGGAAGGACGCCUCAAAUCUAUUUCGUUGUAUGAUCUAACACACUUCGGCGAUUUGUAUCGUGAAAAAUUUUCGACAGCUGGACCUGAGGCAUUAAGCUUUUCAUAUAAAAGACUAAAUCCUGAUACCAAAUCCAAUGCAGGUUCACUGGGAAUGAAUGCAAAACUGCGCAUACAAAUGUCAUCUGUGCGCUACAUACACACAAAGAGAUUUAUAAUGGAAAUUCAUUUAUUUUUAAAAGAUUUGUUGGAACUACAAUCGCCCGUCAUUAAACGCAUAAAAAUGUCCGAAAGUCAAGCCGAUAUCAACUGCAAACCGACCAAGAUAGGCCUUCGCAUUCAUGCUGCUUCGCCGAUCGUUCUGCUGCCACUCAGUUACAAUAGUACUCAGGUCAUAGUUGCCGAUCUCGGCGAAUUUACAUUAAAAAAUUCUUUCCACUUUGCUAGUGAUGCAGCCGUUGUUAGCAAGCGGCAAGAUGAAAACGGCAUGGAUGAAAUUCUCGAUGUGAUGCAUAUCGAUUUGGUUAAUAUGAAUCUAUUUUCGGGUGAACGCAUUUGGAAAACAAAUAAAACGCUAAACUAUAAUCCAUGUGAAUGUGUGAAUAUUGGCAAUUUCACCAUAUUAAAGUUGGGCAACAAUCUCUUUAAGGAAACAUGCCAUCUCAAAUUGCAAGUGGAACGAAAUAUAGACGCUGCUGUAAGUCACAAUUGUCCGGAUAUAACGGUAAAGGGUGUACUUUCCAAAUUGAAUGGAAUUGUAAAUUUGCAACAAUACAAAUUAUUACGUGGCUUUCUUAGCUACAAUUUGGGUGAAAUGAUUGACGAUGUGUAUUUUAAUUAUUCGAAAAAUUUCUACGAAUCUGUUGAUAAAUUGAACUCAGCUAGCGAAUCUUAUAAUUCCACGGACGCUUUGGAUGUACCCGCCUGGAAUAUAAUGUCAAUCAAUUUACAGUUGGAAAAUGUUUCCGUAUCAUUGGUGGAGCAACAGAAUUACGAUAAUGAAACCAAACCGUUAGCUUGUGUAAAUUUUAUCAAAUCAUUUCUGCAAAUCGAUUCAUUCAGUGACGGCUCGCAAGAUAUUGAUUUGGUGUCCAGCGAAGUGCUAGUGCUCGACUCACGUCCUGAGCACAUAUCGAAAAAUGUAUUCCGUCAUAUUUUGAAACCGAAACGUGAUAAUUUUUCGAAAAACGUUGUUCAAGCAGAAAUUCACAGUCGAAAGCGCAAUAACUCUUCGAAAUAUACAAUAUUAUUGAAUAAUAUGCGCAUUAUGGCCAUACUGGAUUGUUUGGAAAGCAUUAAAAAGUUUCUGGAAGAGGAACCAACAAUAUCUACUUCAGUAACACCUUCGUGGCGUAAUAAAUUGGGAAAGCAAACCUCUUCCGCACACGAAACUGAAUUGAAAACGGAUUCUGAAAUCAUUUUGAAUAUUACUGAUUCGGAAUUGAUUUUCCUUGAGAAUGUUGAGCUACCCGAUACGAAUGCAAUCAUUUUGAAAAAUACCACGGUGUUGCAAUACAGACCUAAUAAUAACAUUUGUCCAGUUUCGAUUGAUGUUAACCACUUGGAGGUCUUCUCCUGUAUACUUGGCUCCGAAGAGGAGAGCGCGCUGUCCAUCAUUGAUCCAUUCUCAUUGAAUAUAGAAUUGAAAAACAACUGCUUCCACAUUAUCAUACACAAGCAACUCUCCAUACGCCUCUCAUACAACGAUGUAAAAUUAUUUUCGAAAAUGCUACAGUCAAUACCCAAUCAAACGAAGUCAUCGCAAAAGCUGACUCGUAGUAAUUAUGCCAACUUUGAAGUUAUCGCACCGUUAAUCGCUUUAGGUUUCAAACAGAAGGAUUGCUGGGAAGCUAUGGAAGUUAGCAACUACAAUUUAAAUGACGCCGCUCUUUGGCUGUCGCAACAAAAGUAUUUGAAAACGGAUAAAGUAUAUUUGGAAGUGCAUGACUUGCUCAUAAGCGCUAACUGCAUAUCGAUUUGUGUCAUUGAUGAUUGCAUGGAUGCGGAUGUGCCCCUGCUGGAGGUUGCGCUAUCACAGCUGACUUUAGCGCAGCGCCUGGGAAAUGCCACAUCACCAGUCGAAGAAGGUCGCAGUACACCGCUGUAUCAGGAAGGGCGACUGGAGACGAUAUUUGCCAGUGACUAUUAUAACCGUCGGUUGAGUGGCUGGGAACCGGUGAUCGAACAGUGGGAGUGUUCGGCGCAUUGGCAAUACUCGAAAAGUAGCUUAAUGGUGCCGAAAAUGCUGGUGAUGCAAGUGAGUAGCAAGCAAUUGCUCAAGUUGAAUGUAACAUCGACCCUCAUAGAGCUCUGCGACAUUGUGCGCAACAAUUGGAUAAAAGAUUAUUAUGGACAAGGUAAUAGUGCUGGUGCUAGUAACAGCUCCGACUCGCUUACAGGCUUUCGGCGCCGCUCGCCGUUUGUACCUUUCGCGCUUAAGAAUCUUACUGGCGAACCGUUGCUUUUUAAAACGCUCUACUCCUCGCCCGGCGGUAUUACACGCACCGAGGUUAAUCCGCCAGACAUCAUGUGCGAUUGGUUGUCUGUGCAACCCAACGAAAUUUUACCAUUCGACUUUGGUCCACAAACAAAGCUGAGACACAUGAACUCGCACAAAUUAAAUACACAUCAGAUACUGGUGCAAAUUCAAGGCUGGACCUUGAUUGGACCCAUUUCCAUCGAUAAAGUGGGUAUAUUUUUUCGUUAUUCCACUUUGGAUAUGCAAUAUAAAAAGCGCGCACGCAUAGUAUUCGACAUAUCAAUGUUCGGAUCCGCGCAGAAAAUCAUCACUAUUCGUUCAGCAUUGACGGUCGUUAAUCGGCUAAAUGAAAGAGUGUUGCUGAAAAUGGAGGGAAAGCAUGAAGACAGCGUAGCUUUAUCGGUACUUGAACCCACAGAGCAACUAAGUGUGCCGCUACGCUUGGGAGAUUCGCUAAUUUAUUUCAGACCGUAUACAUCAACAAAAUCACCGGAUACGCUGAUUGAAAGCGCUACCGAAGGCAAAACCAUUUUCGUAAGAAAAAAUUCUAUUAUGCGUAGCAAUCGUAGCGAUGAACUUGAGUUUAGCACUUGCGGGAUAUCGUGGACCUCUUGCGUAAAGGAUUCAGUAGAUGAGCUCUUCUCAUGCUACGGCAAGAGUAAUGCUGUCUUCUAUACACUCGUAGAAAUACGUAAAGUGAAGUAUCCGAAUAGAGAUGUAAACACACCAGGCCAUACGAUUACACUCUUGCCACCUUUAAAAUUGAAAAAUAUGCUUCCUUGUGAUCUACUCUUCAAAAUUUCCGGUCACAUACAAGGCAGAAUCAAUCCCUCAGAGGUUGUCAAUAUACACACCAUAAAUGCCUGCGACUCCACCAUACUAAGCAUCACUUUGGAUAACUACAAGUUAUCUGGUCAGCUAAAGAUACCAAUAGGUCACACCGGAAUUGUGGAGCCGAAAUUGAAAUUGAUCGACAUUUUAAAUCGCGAGCUUUAUUUACGCGUUUCGAUACAAUCCUUCCAAGGCAAAGGUAUGGAAAUAUAUAUAAGUGCGCCAAUUUGGAUUAUCAAUCGUACUGGGCUACCGCUGGUGUAUAGACAAGAGGGCACGAAUCGUUUGGGUUCCGGGCAAUUUGAUGAACACGAACAGGCGCGGAUUGUAUCACCGUUGCUUUUCUCCUUUUCCGAUCAGGAAGGUUCGCCGUCGCUGGAGAUACGACUGGGCAAUAGUUUUGGAAAUAAUAAUCCGUGGUGUAAAAGCUUUAAUAUACACAAAGAGACUUUCCAGCGACAGUUACGUGCUGAAAGGUAUAAGGGCUGCUAUGCCAUUGGCAUAAAUAUACGUAGAGGUCGCGGCUUAUAUUCAUGGACUACUUUUGUGAUUCUCUCGCCUCGCUAUCAGCUUUACAAUAAAUCAACAAGAAAGUUGGAGUUUUCACAAAAGUGUGAUAUUAAAAAACCGGAUUCAACAAACGCUGAGCAUAUAAUAUCAGCAUUGCCUGGAUGUAAUUUCCCUUUCCACUGGCCGAAUUACGAACAGGAGCCACUGCUGUGUGUACGCAUAAGCGAUGUCAGUUUUUGUCAUUGGUCACAUGGCAUACCCAUCAACGAAGUACAUUCCAUAUAUAUAAAUGUUCGCAAUGAUUUGGGUGAAAUGUUCUUUUUGCGUUUGGAAGUGAUCUCCAAGGGCGCCUCAUACUUCUUUUUGUUCAGCGAUGCGCACACUUUACCACCACCUAUACGUAUUGACAAUUACUCAGAAAUUAUGAUACAUUUCUAUCAGUAUGGUUGUAAGCCACAUUGGCGUUCAACAGUGCGACCACAAUCGUCGCUUGCUUACGCUUUAGACGACCCCCUGGGCGCACAUAUGCUACAAAUUGAGGCUCCGGGUGGAAAUACCAUUGAGUUUCCUCUUAACAAAAUGGAAAGUUCCAGUAGUAUUACCUAUGCUAAUUUCAUUUAUAUAGUCUUCAAGGAGACAUUCGCCUAUACGGAAAGUGAAAUGUCACAGCUGGGCGUUGAAGGACAGCAACUUGUUUUGGCUGUACGCGAUAAGAAAGUCAUUGUGGCACAUAAGUGCACAGGCGAUCGCUCACAGCUCUGGUUAAUGAACUCAUUCGGUCAGUUAGAGCACGAGGGCUCUUCGCCACCAACGGAAUUUGGUAAAAGCAUGGAAUCAAAUAGCUUUCGUAUGGUGUUGGAUGUGGAAAAGGCGCUUAAUCCGAAUGAUUAUACAAACUUAGUCAUAAGGCCGCCAAAUAAACAACGUGUGACCACACAGAGAUGGCGUUUCGAUAAUGGACGAUUAAUGUGCCAUACGAAUAUGUGUGUGCAGGUACGAAACGGUGUGUUCGGUUUACGUCCUGGCUCGGAAGUAGUUCUUGGCCGCAUACAAUCGAGUUCACGUGCCGCUAGCUGUGAUAAUGUACCGUUUGAGCAAAGCAUUGAAAUUCAGAAAUUACGUCCUGGUUCUGGCCAUUUGGAGGUUUUAAGCAAAAUGGAUGGGCCUAUACGCACGAUUCAAAUACACGAUGUAAAAAUUAAACCAGAAGAAGUGACGCUAACACCAGAUCCAAACUGGAGUCACGCGUCAAUCACCAAUCGUAUGGCUGUGGAUGAACACAAAAGCAACAUUUUCGACGAAUUUUCGCUGAAAGUGGAUCUAUCGAAGGGCUUGGGCAUUUCUAUUAUAACUCGGCAACCUUGCGAAGAACUCGCCUUCAUUACCUUAGAAUCCAUUAUAAUAGAUGUACAUUCAACGCGUUUUAUCAAAUCACUGGAAUUCAAAGUGGCUGACUUACAAAUCGACAAUCAACUAUUGGAUACUUCUUGUCCAGUUUUGCUGCAUACAGUGCGCACAAGCGAUGAUGAGCCCAGUAGCGCAUUAAUUUUGAAAACGAAACUCUUGCCCAGUCCCAAUAAAAAUGCAAUCAUAUUUGAAUAUUUAACAUUCGACAUCAAUCCUUUUGUGCUGCUACUGGAAGAACGUGUGAUCUUAAAGGCUGCCUACUUCUUCGGUCUGGGCAAAUUGGAUAAAUACAAAACGAACAGGGAAUAUGAUCAUGCGCAACAGAAGAUCGAAGAGCUAUCACUUUCAAUGAAUCCACGCAGAUUUUACUUUGAAUCGCUGAACAUUGGAUCCAGUCAGGUUCGCCUCUCCGUCUUUACGGCGCCCAAAUUAACGCCAGAACUAUUUGAAACGAAAAAGGCGCUUGGCUUAACUUUGGUUAAAUUCGAGGACGCACUCAUAGAAUUCGAUAAGUUCUGCGAUAAACAUCAUUUUGAGCCUUUAGAGGUGUAUCUCAAAGCAAUCAAAAGUCACUACGUUAAUCAAAUCAAAAGGCAUGCUGCUGCAAUAUUGGGCAGUGUAGACUUCCUUGGCAAUCCGCUUGGCUUUGCCAAUGAUCUCUCCGAGGGCGUUUCUGGUCUAAUAUUUGAGGGAUCUGUAAAGAGUCUGGUUAAAAAUGUCACGCAUGGCAUUUCCAAUUCAACAGCAAAGCUAACCGAGACCUUAUCGGAUAGUUUGGGACGUGUUAUGCUCGAUGAGCAUGACAAUGAAACACGGCAGCGGAUGCUUGAAAUUCAAUCGAAUACAUCAGGGAAUCACUUGGCAGCGGGUCUUAAGGGUUUUGGGUUCGGUUUACUUGGUGGCGUUACGAGUAUUGUGCGGCACACCUACACGGGCGUGCAAUCCGAUGGUUUUCCUGGCCUGUUGAGCGGUCUGGGUAAAGGACUUGUGGGCACAGUUACAAAACCCAUAAUCGGUGUACUGGAUUUGGCGUCGGAAACAGCGAGCGCAGUGCGUGAGACCAGCAAAACUUCAGGUCGUAUGUUGCCCGAUCGCAAACGUUUGCCACGUUGUGUCACUGGUGCGCCUGGUGGACUACUGCCGGCAUACUCAUAUCGGCAGGCUAAAGGACAGCAAUAUUUGUAUAUAAUAAAUCGCAGAAAUUUUACAGAGAAACUCAUGUCUUAUGAACCGAACUUGUGCAAUGACAAAGAUGCGAAAUUGCGAUUGCUAAUCACCACCGAAUUUAUACGCAUAUUUUCACGUUGCGAAGAUGAUCCUGCUAUUAUGUUUGAGUGUCAUUUAAGUGAGGUGCUCUCCUGCCAUCCAUUGACGACAAAUGUUACAAACUCUGCGGCGCCGGGAGGUAGCAAAAAUACUCCUAGUUUUUAUAUCGAGAUUUCAACAAAUCUGCCAAAGAUUACACGACCGCGGGUCAAAUGUCAAACUGAGGAGGUGGCGGAACGUGCAGCACGUUGUAUCAACUAUGCUAAAAGUGUGUUUGAUGAGCGCGAACAGUCUGUGACAAACGAAUAACUGCGGUUUAACCCUGUUAGUUGAUAUACAUUUAGAAUGUUGUAGUUUUACGUGUUGUUACUGAUGUGUUAUUUAAUGUAUAUAUGUAUGUAUCCCGUAAUUUAUAAUGAUGGAAAAGUAUUUAAGUUUUGUAUAUAAUGUAUAGUGGGCAUUCUAUAAUAAAUUCGACUGGAUUUUUUGAAACAUGAAUUGAAAAAUUAAA
This is a messenger RNA of Anastrepha obliqua, 12409 nucleotides long. RefSeq names its product intermembrane lipid transfer protein Vps13D (gene Vps13D). Gene Ontology annotation, cellular component: extrinsic component of membrane. The record is from RefSeq and is a predicted model, not a curated record. Gene Ontology annotation, biological process: mitochondrion organization; protein targeting to vacuole; protein retention in Golgi apparatus. NCBI's taxonomy places the organism in Eukaryota, Metazoa, Arthropoda, Insecta, Diptera, Tephritidae. The transcript has 19 exons. The coding region runs from base 64 to 12207 and encodes 4047 amino acids.